Molecule: messenger RNA, 903 nt
Organism: Rotaria sp. Silwood1
Lineage: Eukaryota; Metazoa; Rotifera; Eurotatoria; Philodinida; Philodinidae
Source: the annotation of a GenBank genome assembly
AUGGACAUAAUCGCCAUUAUGGUCUUUAGAUUUGACUGCAAUAAUGGACAUAAUGGAGAUAAUGGCCGUAGUGGACAUAAUGGCCAUAAUGGACAUAAUGACCGUAAUGGACAUAAUGACCGUAAUGGACAUAGUGGCCUUAAUAGCCCUAAUGGCAGUUUACAGAAUCAGUUUCGAGAUAUUAUGAAUGUUCCUUCAAUUGUAGCAGAUGUUUGGAAUGAAGAUUGUGAACAUUUAUCUCAGCAUUGUUUGUCCGAAUGGGUAGUAAUAUCUGCAUAUCCUAUUUUUCCUGGAAUGUUUCAAUUUAUUUAUCUAACUAAUCGAUCAGUUGAUGAAUUCAAAAAAAAUGUUGCACCUAAUUUUGUGUGCUUCAAUGUACGAAGAUGUCCUGUGUUAGCAUCAAAAAUUGUUUCUAUUAAAAUACUUGAUGGAUUAUCAUGUUGUCAUCUUUCGAAUCUAACAAAAGAUGUUCAAUUCAAAGAUUUUAAUGAAAUAGUUGAAAAAUUCGGAUCGCUUAACCAACAUUGCUUAAAAAAUGGAAUUGAACAAUCAUGUACAGAUCCAUCUUAUUUUCAUUGCAAUAAAUCCAUGAAAUGUAUUCCAUAUCAUCGAGUUGGUGAUGGUGUGGUUGAUUGUCGUUUUAGAGAGGGCGAAGAUUUUAAUGCUUGUCAAUUGAAUGAUACAACUCGAUUUAAAUGUCAAUCAAAUUUGAAUAAAUGUUUUUCACCAGUUGUCAUUGGUGAUGGAUUUCAUGAUUGUCUUUCGAGAGAAGAUGAAAUAUUUACAUACACACAAGACUUAGUCAAAUUAAUACCAUUUCCAGAGUUAUGUAAUCUUCAAAAGAAUAAAAAUGUAGUUCCACUGAAUAUUAAAGAAACUGAUGAAAGCAAUUGUACUUGGUAG